This is a messenger RNA of Tetrahymena thermophila SB210, 8679 nucleotides long. RefSeq names its product zinc finger lsd1 subclass family protein. The transcript has 4 exons. The record is from RefSeq and is a predicted model, not a curated record. NCBI's taxonomy places the organism in Eukaryota, Ciliophora, Oligohymenophorea, Hymenostomatida, Tetrahymenidae.
AUGGUUUAAACUUUGAUGAAAUAGGCAAUGACUUUUUUAUACUUUUUAAUAGUAUGCUAUUGUGAUGAUAAAUUCAACUAAAGAGAUUAUGAUACAUUUUAACAGUAUAUAGGAAUAAAUCAGGAUAAUUUCAGACUGAAAACUGGAAAUUAUAAAUGUGUUUUAAAAGCCAUUCUCAUUAUUAAAAAUUAAAAUGAAGUAUUAACAGAGAAUAAUGAAAUAUACAUCAAUGAAGAUGAUUAUAUAAUCAGAAAUACUAAAGGUUAAGAUCAAAUAGGUUUUAUUUUAAGGGAUAACAAAAACUAAGAAGCAAUAAUAGGGUUUUAAAUGCUUGAGAGCGAUGAAUAUAAAAACAUUAUAUCUUCAGCCACCGUUUAAUAAAUAUACUGCAAUGAAGUAUUAAUUGAAAAGAAAAAUAAAAAAAGAGUUUUAGCUGGAGGGUGCCCAAAUGGUAAAUGGAAAGACCCAUUAUAUAAUAACGAAUGUAGGAGUUGUAUUCCUGGAUGUGAUGAAUGUUCAUCAAAAAAUACAUGCGAUACUUGCUCCAGCGGAUAAAAAUAUAUGCCUGAUAAUACUUGUGAGCCUAGUUGUAGGUCUGGAUAAAGUACUAGUUUAUUUUCACCGAAUACGUGCUCUGGGUGUGGUAGUACUUGUAAUUGUUCUGGAGUUUUUACAAAAACCUGCGACUCUUGUAAAAAUUCUUCUGAAAAAAUUUAUGAUGAAAAAAAUGUAUGUGCAGGUUGUAAUGAUGUUGUGGGAUACUAUUCUUCAGGAAAAAAUUGCUAUAGAUGUGAUUAUUCAUGCCUGAAAUGUAGUGGUAAAAGUUCUACAAAUUGCACAUCCUGUAAACAAGAUCUACUUUUUUAUGUAGAUAAUAACUCUUGUAAGUAUCAAUAAAAAUGUGAUUCAUAAUACUAUUAAAGUGGGACCUAAUGUAAACCUUGUGAAAAUAAUUGUGAUACUUGUAAUUCAGCAACGGAAUGCGUAACUUGCAUAGCUAGUUAUUAUUUUUACGACAAUAAGACCUGCGGGCAAUGCAAAGAAAAAGGAUAUUACAAAGAUAUUAGCAAAAAACAAUGUAAGCAAUGUAAUGCUUCCUUAAAUUGCAGUGAAUGCUUAGAUUCAGUUUCGUGCACUGUUUGCUAACCAAAUUUUUAUUUUUAUCUAGGUUAAAAUACAUGUAAAAGUUGUGUUAGUGGGUAUUUUAUAAAAAAUUAGUAAUGCCUAAUUUGCGAUAACAAUUGUAAAACUUGCAUUAAUAAUAGUACUAAUUGUACAAGUUGUAAUAGUGGUAACUAUCUUUAUCAGCCAACCAAUACAUGUGUUCCUUGCACAAAUGAUGGAGUUUUUAUUGAUACAUCAAAUAAUACAUGUGUUGAUUGCAAUCCUAGUCUUAAUUGCUAGAAAUGUAGUAAUAUAAAUACAUGUACAUAAUGUAAAAAGCCAAAUUAAUAUAUUUACGAUUCUGGAAAAUGUGAUUUGUGUGGUGAUGGAUAUUAUAUUUCAAAUAUUAAUUGCAAAGCUUGUAACUCUGCCAUAAAUUGCUCGACUUGCUCUAAUUCUACUUAAUGCUUAGCAUGUAUAUCUGGAUAUUACUUAGACUCUAUUAGUAAAGCAUGUGUUAAAUGCGAUUAAGAUGGAUAAUACAUAAGCGGAUCUUAGUGUAAUUAUUGUAAUCCUUCUUUAAAUUGUAAAACGUGCUUAAAUGGAACAACUUGCAGUACUUGUAAUUCUGGAAAAUACUUAUAUCCCUCUUAAUCUAAAUGUGAUUUUUGUGUAAAUGGAUAUUUUAUUCAAGGAACAGAUUGUAAAUUGUGUAAUAAUAGUUUAAAUUGUUCAACUUGUGGAGAUUUUAUUACUUGCUUAACAUGCUAAUCAAAUUAUUACUUAGAUUAAAGUAAAAUUUGUGUGAAAUGUGAUCAACCAGGUUAAUAUAAGGAAAAUACCUCAUGUAAAGUCUGUACACCUUCUUUGAAUUGCACUACUUGUUAAAAUGGAACUUAAUGCUUAACAUGCUAACCCACGUUUUAUCUUGAUAUUAAAACAUAAACUUGUAUAAAAUGUAAUCUUGAUGGUCAAUUUAUUGACACUACUAACUGUAAUUAUUGUAAUGCUUCUUUAAAUUGUAAGACAUGUUCUAAUAGCACUACUUGUAAUACUUGCAACACUGGUUAAUAUCUAUAUCCUUUGAAGGCUAAGUGUGAUACUUGCGUUGAUGGAUAUUUUAUAUAGGGCACAGACUGUAAGGUAUGCAAUAGUUCUUUAAAUUGUAAAACAUGUGGUGAUUUUAACACUUGCUUGACUUGCUAACCAAGCUAUUAUUUAGAUUCAAGUAAUGUUUGUGUAAAGUGCAAUCUACCUGGCUAAUUUAUCUUCAAUAAUAUUUAAUGUAAAGUAUGUACACCCUCCUUGAAUUGCACUACUUGUUAAAAUGGAACUUAAUGCUUAACAUGCUAACCCACGUUUUAUCUUGAUAUUAAAACAUAAACUUGUAUAAAAUGUAAUCUUGAUGGUCAAUUUAUUGACACUACUAACUGUAAUUAUUGUAAUGCUUCUUUAAAUUGUAAGACAUGUUCUAAUAGCACUACUUGUAAUACUUGCAACACUGGUUAAUAUCUAUAUCCUUUGAAGGCUAAGUGUGAUACUUGUGUUGAUGGAUAUUUUAUAUAGGGCACAGACUGUAAGGUAUGCAAUAGUUCUUUAAAUUGUAAAACAUGUGGUGAUUUUAACACUUGCUUGACUUGCUAACCAAGCUAUUAUUUAGAUUCAACUAAUGUUUGUGUAAAGUGCAAUCUACCUGGCUAAUUUAUCUUCAAUAAUAUUUAAUGUAAAGUAUGUACACCCUCCUUGAAUUGUGCAACAUGCUAAAACUCAACUUAAUGUUUAACAUGCCAACCCUCCUUUUAUUUAGAUGCUAAGAAUUAAGCAUGUGUAAAAUGCAAUAUUGAUGGAUAAUUUAUUGAUGGAUUAAACUGUUAAUAUUGCACUUCUUCUUUGAAUUGUGCAACUUGCUAAAAUGCAGCAUAAUGCUUAACUUGCCAAACCAAUUUCUAUCUUGAUUCGAAAGCAUAAACUUGUGUAAAAUGUAAUAUUGAUGGAUAAUUUAUAGAAUCUGUAAAUUGUAAAUAUUGCAAUCCCACCUUAAACUGUAAAAGUUGUUCCGAUUCAAUAACAUGCAACUCCUGUAAUUCUGGUUAGUAUCUUUAUCCUUAACAAGCAAAGUGUGAUUAAUGCAUUGAUGGAUAUUUUAUUUCAAAUACUGAUUGUAAAACUUGUAACAGUAGUUUGAAUUGUAAAACAUGUGAUAACUUUUAAUCAUGUAAAACUUGUAUAAAUAGCUACUAUUUAGAUCAAACAAAUGUUUGCGUUAAAUGCAAUUAAGAAGGGCAAUAUAUUAGCAAUCUAAAUUGCUUGCCUUGCACUCCAGGUUAUAAUUGCAAGACUUGUGUGGAAGCUAACAAGUGCCUAACUUGUUUGACUAACUUUUUUUUGGAUAUUAAUAGCAAGUGUGUCGAUUGCAAUUAAGAUGGGUUAUAUAAAAGUGGAUUAAAUUGCUACUAAUGUAAACCAUCCUUGAAAUGCUUAAAGUGUCAGGAUGGAAAUUCAUGCUCUGCUUGUGAUUAAACUAAUAGCUUAUAUCUUUAUAUAUAAGAAGAUAAAAGGUGUGAUAUUUGUAUAGAUGGAUUUUAUGUAAGUUCAGGAAAUUGUAUUUAAUGCGAAACAGAUAGGCAUUGUAAGAAAUGUUCUAAUUCCACAGAUUGUUUAACUUGCACAGAUACCUACUUCCUAGAUAAAAAUAAUAAAUGUGUGAAAUGUAAUUUAGACGGUUAGUUUAUUGAUAAAAGCAAUUGCUUGGAUUGUAAUAGUUCUUUGAAUUGCAAAACUUGUAGUAAAUUCUCUGCUUGCGAUACUUGUAAUCCUUCUUAAUAUCUUAUUAACAACACUUCUUGUGUUAAUUGUACAGAUGAUGGAUUUUUUGUUUCUGAAAAUAAAUAUUGUUUGCCUUGUAACGCAAAUUUAAAAUGUUAAAAAUGCUCUCUAUAUACCAAAUGUGACACAUGUCCUAAUGGUCUCUUUUUAUAUCCUGAUGGACAUUGCGGAAAUUGUUCAGAAGAUGGUUUUUACAUUGAUCCAGAUCAAAUAAAUUGCAGAUCAUGCACUAAGGAGUUAAAUUGUAAAACAUGUAAUAAUGGUAUAAGAUGCAAAACUUGCAGCGAUUCUGAUUAUUUAUAUUAAACCGGAUAAUGUGGGUAGUGCGUAGAUGGAUAUUAUAUAGAUCAAAGGCAAUGCCUGAAAUGUAAUGAUUAAAUAAAUUGCCUUACAUGUGAAAAUGGAACUAAGUGUUUGACAUGUUAAAAUAAUUACUAUCUAGACUCAAAAAAUUAGACUUGUGUUAACUGUGAUUAAGACUUAUAAUAUAGAGAUGGUUUAAACUGCCUAUACUGCAACCCAGUUUUAAAUUGCAAGACAUGCAUUAAUUAAGAUUAAUGCUUAACUUGUUACAAGGACAAGUUUUUUUACAUUAAAAGUGCUAAGUGUGAUGUUUGUACUGAGGAUGGAGUUUUUAAAUUUUAAGAAAAAUGUGUUCCAUGCACUGAAAGUCUAAAAUGCAAAACCUGCUUAGAUAAUAAGUCAUGUCAAACUUGUCCUGAUGGUUUAUUUUUAUAUGAAGAUGGGCACUGCGAAUAGUGCAAAGAGGAGGGCUUCUACAUAAGUGGCAAACAAUGUUUAAAAUGUACUGCUGUUUAUAAUUGUAAAACAUGCUCUUAAGCAAAUUAAUGUCUCACUUGCAAUUAAGAUGAUUUUCUUUAUCAAAGUGGUAAAUGUGAUUUGUGUGUAGAAAAUGGUGUUUAUUAAUCUUCUCCUAAUUGUUUAUAAUGCAAUCCUUUAUUUAACUGUAUGACAUGUUAAAAUGGAAACAGCUGUUCAAGCUGCUAAUUGAAAAACCAUUAUAUUGACGAGACAACAUUAAAAUGUGGAGAAUGCUUAGAUGGAAAUUAUGUAGAUGGAAUUUUUUGUAGAAAAUGUAAUUAAAAAAUAAACUGUAGUACUUGUUUAAAUGGAAUAUCUUGCUUAACAUGUAAUAUUGGGUAUUAUUUAUACAAGAAUUAGUAAUGUAUAUAAUGCAACCAAGAUGGGGUAUUUAUUGAUAAUACAAAAUGUUUAGAUUGCAAUGAUUAACUGAACUGCUAAACAUGUGAUGACUUUAAUUCAUGUAAAACAUGUAAAGAUUAACUUUACUUAUAUGAUGUAGGUAAAUGUGAUAAUUGUAUUGAUGGGUACUAUAUUGAAAAUUCUAAGUUAUGUAAAAAGUGUAAUAGCACUAUUAAUUGCUUAACAUGUAAUAAUUAUUCUAGUUGUUUAUCAUGUCCAGAUAAUCUUAAACUUUUAGAAAAUUAAACAUGCGAUGAAUGCAAACCAGGUUCAUUUGUUUAAAAUGAAAAAUGCUUUAAGUGCAACAGUUCAAUCAAUUGCAAGACUUGCUCAAAUAUAAACACAUGUGAUACUUGUUUAGAUAAUUUUUAUCUAGAUGGUUCUCAGAAAUGUGUUAGUUGCAAUUUAGAUGGAUAAUAUAUUGAUGGAACUAACUGUCUACUUUGUCCAAGUAGUUUGAAUUGCAAAACUUGUAGUAUAGGUACUAAAUGUGACACAUGUAGUAGUAAUAAUUUCCUCUAUGAUGAUGGCCACUGCUAAACUUGCUUAGAUGGGUUUUUUAUUUAAGAUAAAACUAAGUGCAAAAAGUGUAAUGAUUCAAUAAAUUGUAUGACUUGUUCUGACUUUAGCACAUGUAAUUCAUGCAAACCAACAUUUUAUCUCCAUAUAGAUAGCACAUGCUAGUUUUGUAAUGAUGGAUUUUAUAUAGAUACUGAUUAAAUACAUUGCUAUUAAUGUAAUCCAAAGCUAAAUUGUAAGACUUGUAAAAAUAAUUCUACUUGUAUUACUUGCUAAGAAAAUUAUUAUUUAGACGAUAGCUAAAUUUGUGUUCCUUGUAAUUAAGACGGUUAGUAUGUUGAGGAUAAUUUAUAUUGUAAAAUUUGUAAUUAGGCAAUAGGAUGCUAUACUUGCUUAAAUGGAAGUACUUGUGAGACAUGCAAGGACAAUUUAAUUCUAUAGCAAGAUAAAACAUGUAAAAAGACUUGUGAUGAUACUUAUUAUGAGGAGUAGAUAGGUAUAAAAAGAUGCUUACCUUGUGAUAAAACUUGUUACUAAUGUAAUGGCCCUCUAAAUAACAAUUGCAAGUCAUGUAAAAGUGGAGAUUAUCUCAGAUAAGAUGGAACUUGUGGAGAUUGCUUAUCAGUAAAUUAAGUUUAUAUUGAUCCAAAGAAUCCUACUUUAUGUAUGAAUUGUGAUUCUACAUGCAGGGAAUGCACUAAUGGUUUAAAGAAUGAUUGUACAAAUUGCUUUGAUGGAUAUUAUUUACUUGAAGAUGGAACAUGCGGAAUAUGUCCAACGGAAAACUAUUUUAUUGAUAAAAUUAAAUGUAAGAGCUGCCAUAUUUCGUGCAAAAAUUGUAUUGAUUAAACAGAUUUAGGUUGUACUGCUUGUGUUAGUAACUUAUAUUUUUUAAAUUAAAAAUGUUAGAUAUGUCCUUCAGAAUAUUACUUUAUUUAAAAUAAUAAAUACUGCAAGUAAUGUCACUCUUCUUGCAAAACCUGCAAAGGUGAGACUUAAAAUGAUUGCUAAACAUGUAUUGACCAAUUUAAUUUUAACAAAAGUAAUUUAUGUGUCAAAUGUUUAACAUAGAAUUCACAGUUUAUUGACACUGAUAAAAUUUGCAAAGAUUGCUCAUCUAAUUGUCAAACUUGCUUUGGAGAAGCUGAUAAUUAGUGUUCUACUUGUAAAACUAAUUUUUAUUUUGACAAAGAAAACAAAUGUAAUACCUGCGAUAUUGAUAAUAAUUAUUUUAUUUCUGGGAUAUAUUGCAAGUAAUGUGAUUAAUCUUGUUAAACUUGUAUUAAUGAAUCAAAUUAAGGUUGUAAAAAAUGCGCUGCUGGUUUAAGUAAACAUCCAGAUGGCUUAUGCAAAGUAUGUCAAACUAGUAAUGGAUUUUUUUAGUAGGGUGAGUUGUGCUUACCUUGUGGAUAUUAAUGUAAAUAAUGUACAUCAUCUAAUGUCUGCACUUAAUGCUAAGAUAAUUAUUUACUUGACAAUGGAAUAUGCCGUGAUUGUAAACCUGAGGAUAGCUUAGUAUCUGUAAAUGGGUAGUGCUUCAAAUGUGAUUCAAGUUGUAAGCAAUGUAAUGAUGUAAAUAAUACAGACUGCACGAUUUGCAAAGAUGGAACAUAUUUUGCUGAUCAUCCGACAAUAUAAGGAAAGUAAAUUUGUAGAAUGUGUUUAAAGGAAGGAGAGUAUUUAGAUGGUAAUAGAUGUAAAAAUUGUAAUACAUAAUUAAAUUGUGUAGCUUGCAAAGAUUUUAACACUUGUACUAAAUGCUAAAAGAAUUAAUACAUUUUUGAUGAAGGUAAAUGCGAUAAUUGCCCAUCAGAAAACUUUUAUAUAACGUAAGAUUUAUAAAGGUGUAAACCUUGUACUAAAUAGUAUAAUUGCAAAACAUGUUCCAACGAAAAUAGUUGUAAUACUUGCUAUGAAAAAUUCUUUUAUUCAAACAAAAUAUGCAAUAGUUGUAAUUCUGAUUGUCAAACUUGCUUUGGGCCUAUUUAUACUGACUGCAAUACAUGCAUAUAAGGUAAGUAUUUUAUAUAAGGAGAUUCAUAAAAGAUAUGUAAACCAUGUCCUUAGUUAACUUAUUACAUUGACAAUAAGUAAAACUAAUGUUUAAAGUGUUUUGCAACUUGCUUAAAGUGUAAAGAUGGUUCAAAAACGGGUUGUACAGAGUGUUUAAAAGGUCUAUCACUCUUUGAAGAUGGUUAAUGUAAAGUUUGUCCGACAGAGGGUUAUUACCUAGAUGAAUCUACUAACAAAUGUUAUAAAUGUCACGAAACAUGUAGACACUGCUCAGGAACUCUUUAAUCUGAUUGCCUUGAUUGCUAUUUGUAUAAUUAUUUAACAGUUAAAAACCCAGUUUAAAACACUGGAAUUUGUCUUCCAUGCCAUCAUGAUUGCGAAACAUGUAAAGGUGAUUAACAAAACCAAUGUUUAACAUGUAGAAUAAAAUAUAGCUUUUUUGAUGAGAACAAUAUAUGUAGUCGUUGCCAUGAUGACUGCUCUUAAUGUACAGGAUCUUUAAAUACUCAGUGUAUUAAAUGCCUUAAAGAAGGAUUAUAUAUUUAAUAAGAAACUAAACUUUGCGAAAAAUGUAGAUCAAAUUAAUACAAUGAUGGAUAUCGUUGUUUUGACUGUGUUUAAUAAAACUGCAUAAAGUGCUAAAAUGCCAAAGAGUGCACUCUAUGCGAAAAACCAUAUAAACUCACAGUAGACAAAGCUUCCUGCAGCUAAUGCGAAUAGGAUUAGUGUCAUGAUGAGUUUAAUAUUUGUCAUAUUUGUAAAGAAAAUUGUUUGGCUAAGUGUCCAAAAAUUAAAGAAAAGCCGUGUGAAGUAUGUGAUGCUAAAUUAGCUGUAGUUGUAGAAUAAAAAUGUGAAAACGGUUACUUAGAAAAUGGAGUAUGUAAAAGUGCCUCAGAAAAAGUGACAACUUCUAAAAUGGUCGUAAUAGGAGGUUUAUUUGUUUUAAUCACUUUUUUAACAUCCUUUAAGUAUAUUCCUCUCAUUAGACCAUGA